GAGUGCAGCCACACGGUGAAUGUGUCGUGAGCCCCACUGGUGCUACCCGGAAAUAUUACAAGGGCCGGAAAGGACCAGUGUUAAGGGAGCACACGUCACUCACUUUAGCCCAAAAAUAUUAUCACCGACCAUCCAAAUCCUCCCUCGGCCGUCGAAAUAUUUAGCAAAAGUUCCAUGCAAGCGCAGACCGUCGUAGUGGAAUGGCGUGGAGGCGGCUGCAGUGUCCGUCGGCGUUGAUUUGUGGGCGCUCAGUGUAAAGCGUUCUCUCGGCUCAGCAUCAGUGAAAUGGCUCUGGCUAACGACUGGAAAACGGCACGCAGAAAUGGAAGCGCUCGUAGCUAGCUAGGCGGCGAGAAGAAGAAGAAGAAGGCGUGACAGGCCUCAUCCAUCUACAACUGUGCUCCGCGACUGGAACCGUAGGUAAACAUUUGCCAAAAUAUAGGAUUGCUGGUGUGCAUUAAAACGUGAAGCGGUCGUAUAUUCUACAGAUUAACUCACACAUCUGCCUGGGAAGCUAACUCUCCGUCUCUGCUCGUCGCAUCGAUCUGAGGAAACGGUAAGAUUUAACGAGGUGAGCAAGAAUCUAAAGUGAGUGAUGCUUCUGUGGCCGGUGUACUUUUGAGAUUUACAUCAGCCGCAUAACGGGAAAUACGAUCGCAAAUAACAUAUUACCGUCAUACACAAUGCAACAGUUAAGUUUAAUAUGCCCUUAGGUUUUGGCUACGAUAAAAACAAGUGAUCUUUUAUCAAGUGAAACUCCUUUGGGCUGCAGUGAAUAUUAAAUUAAGCAAUUAUUAAAUACUUAAUUAAUUGCUCACCACUUUGAUAAUUGGUUGCAUGUUUAUAUUUGUUUUUCCUAAACAAUGUAACAAUUUCUUUUAUUUUCAGCUUCUUGAACGUGAAUAUUUUUUAUUUAUCCAUCUCGGCGACAAAACAAAACCUAAUUUUGUCAACGUUUUACAUCGUUUUCUGCACUUUGAAUAUGGAACAACCACCGGAUUCAUCGAUUCAAUAAUUGACCGAUGAAUAGAUUAUAAAAGUAACUGUUGGUUGGUUACUUGAAUAUAUUUAAUUUAUUCAUGUUGGUAGUGUGGUUUAGAAUAAUUCAGCUAUUGCACUUAGCCAGUGCAACUAUAACGAUAAGUGUAGUGUCUGAGAUGUAUAUGAAAUGAAUCAACACGCAGGGUGAACUUUUACUAUUAUGAAAUAUGAGUAGAUUCAACUUAAUCUGCUGUUGAGUCAUCCCCUUGAACUGGUAAGGUAUUACACAGUGCACGACUCCCAUCCCAUUAUGUUAACAAAUAUGCAUUCAAAAACACCUUAUAAAACAGAGGAAAUCUACAUUUUGAUAUUACAAGGACUGAUUGUUUCACUGAAAAUAAAACUCUAUUCUUGUAUCCUGUUGGGUUAAAAAAUUGUUAACCCAAACAUCAAUUGAAAAUAUUAACAUUUUUUUGCAGGACAGGUUGACCUCCAUUUGCUGCUCCCUGAGGUCCAGUUUAACACUUAUGACUAAUGAAUAUUUUCAUGCUGAAAAGGUAAACCUGGAUAAGGGACUGAAAUUGUCCUGAUUUAAGGUAUGCAGAAAAAUUACUACUAAAAAAUCUGAAUCAUAUGAAUUUGAGUAAUUAUUUAUAGACAACCCACAUGACGACAAGUGACGAACAUCUUUUUUUUAAUCAAAAAUGUGCACUGGAUCCUUUCCACCAAAAAUAGCUUUGUUAAAUAAGCAAAAUCUACCUCCUUUCACUUGCUUUUGUGGCAGAAACAUGUUAUAAACACAGAAUGUUGAAAAUAACCAUUGCCUCCACAGAAAGUGUAAAGUAAAUGAUUUAAAAGAAUUGGCACACAGGCUGGUAUCAUGGUAAGUUACCAUUAAAUAUAUAAUCUUAAAUUUGUAUGUUAAACUGUUGAAGUGGCUGUUAAAGUAGACAUGCCGUUUGACAAGAUACUUUAAUUUGCAAUCUGACAUUGUUUACCUUUCUCACUUAAGUGAGGAGCUAAUUUGUUUAAAAUAAUGAAAUAUAUUUGUUUGGUUAAUAGCAGUAAUAAUAAUAAUAAUUAUAAAAAUAUUUAUACCAGAAGCAAUUCUGAUGUGUUUCCAUUUGUGGUGUUUAAUCAAAUAUGCAAAGAAAAAAUUUCACUAUUCAAGUAUUUUGCUAAAUUUAAGAUUAUAUAUCUUGGUACCUUGCAUCAUACUGUCUCUUGUAACAACAGUACUGCUUUCAUUUAUGUAUCAUGCCACCUAAUGGAGAUGAAGAUUCAUAGUCUGAAGGAGCAACAUGCUUGUACGUCUCCUUAAUGCAUGGGGAAACUGGUGAAAUGCUUACUAUCCUUUAACAUGGUUAUGAAGGAACAACAAGGAUAAUAUUAUAACUUUUCAGCCGUGUUGCCCUCUAUGACUGCCAUGUCUGUUUUGAAUUUUUGUUUUUUCAGAUUUAGGAACUUCUUGGCUGCACACGGAUGAGGACACUUGCUUAGAUGAAGGAAAAUGUCAACGCUGUAACUCAAAGGCAACAAGACGAAGCUAUUAGAACUGCUUCUCAGUAAAGCUGUUAAAAGUAAUUUUGAAAUUAGGUGGAACUCUACUGUCUACUUGUCAAAAAGACACUUUUACCCUUUAAUCAUAAACUCAUCUUCCCCCACUUGUUUUGGAAGUAAAGUGUGGGCAGUGGAUGGUCAAGAGGGAGUAUCCGCACCAGAAGUAAACAAUCUGGAGAAGGAACUUUAGAUUUAAGCUGACAUUCAAGUAGUUAAAAAAAUAGCCUUACCUCAACCUUAAGUCAAGUUUUGUCUUUCACCAGUCAUUGGUGGGAUCAUUUUUGGGCCUAGUGCUUGGAGGUUUGGCCCCUGCACCCACAUGUGCCAGUGAGUGGGAAAUGUUCCAAUUUGGAAAAUACAAUUUGGACAUUAUAGAAAUGUUAAGUGGGCAUCAGGCCCACCAAUUCAAAGGCCUUGGUUUAGAUCGACAACUUCAGCAUCAACAGCAAGUGCAACUUCACCAGCAUCAACUCCAGCAGCAGCAGCAGCAGCAGGCUGAAUCUUCUGGAGCUCUACUGUCUGGACUUGGCUUGGGACCCCUGCAGGGGUCUAGAGGUAACGCCUUUUCUGAUUCUGCCUCCAUUUUUGCCAAGAUGAGUGCCCCUCCUCCCCCACCUUUACAACAACAGCCCUCUUCAUCUCAAAGCUCUCGUUCAAAGUCAAGCAAGAUGAGCAGCAGCAGCUCAAGCCAUUCCUCAGGCUACCCACAAUUCCUGCGCUCUUUCCAUCCGUCUGAGGCAGCACUAGCACAGGAACAGUUACACUCAGGUGUAGGCCGUUUUGAGCACUUUGCUGGGGGAAGUAGCAGUAGUGGGAGUGCUGGGGGAUUAGGAGGAUUAGUAACAUCAGCACCCCCACCCCCUCCCCCUCUACAUCCUGGCCUUUCUGUCCCCCAAGCAUCACCUGGUCCCUCCUCUUCUUCUCCUUCCCCUUCAACCUCUGUGGCCACCUCCAGCAGCAGUGCAGUCAGCUCAUUGGGACACCAGUUGGUUGGGGCCCAGUCUGAUGCACGCAGCCUUCACCAACAGUUUAGUUGCAUGUUAGCUGCUAAUCAGUAUUUCCUUUCUGGGGUGCCUACUAAUGCUAGUUUAGAGCAAUUUCUUGUUCAACAGGGUACACAUAACCACUUAGGAAUUGGGUUAAGUCAGACAGGUGGGGAGCCUAGUACUAGCCUUGCUCCGCCUCCCGCUUUGCAUUCUUCUCACUCACAUGCCCACUCCACCUCUCAGCCACAGCAGAAUCCACAGCAGCUUCCCCAGCAGCAACAGCUCCCUCCUCAUACACUUUCUCACCCUCAUUCUCAUCCUCACCACCCGCUUCACCCAUCCUCGCAACCCUCCUCGAUUAGUGGCUUUGAUUUCCAGGGCAUCCCUGUACUGUCAUCAAAUCAGAUAGCAUCUCUGAUGCAACAGGAAGCAGGUUUGCCACUCCCUUUGCCCCUCCAUCUAUCAUUAUCUAAAGAUGAUGGUAAAGGGGAAGGCACUGGAGGUGGAAGUAACAGCAGUAGGAGGAAGAAGGCUAUGGCUGGUUAUUUACCACAGAGAAAAUCUGAUGGUGGCAGUAAUAGCAGCAGCAGCAGCCAUGGUCAUAGCAGCCACAGUGGUAAUCCCAGCAGUAGUACUAGUGGAGGGCUUAGUCAUGGUCAACCACCAGCUUUAAUUGGGAGUGGGGUAGGAAUGUCUAAUAUGGGUGGAGACCCAUCAUCACUUCUUGCUUCAUCAUCAUCAUCCUCAUCAGUAGUUUCUUCCUCUUCCUCUUCUGCUCCCUCUUCCACUGCUGCCUCAGUUCUAGUUACUAAUGAUUCUCACCUUUCUAAAUCUGAUAACCAGAACUCAUUGCAGCCCAACCCCACUGACACCGUUUAUAGCUGUGGGGAUUGUGGCAAAAGCUUCCCUCACCUUUCAAGCCUUCGCAGGCAUUUGCGCAUGCAUGAGCCAACCACAGCAGGCACUAGCAAUACUGCCACUACUGGCCCAAACCCUAUUCACAUUAAAAUGCAAUCAGACCCAAGCCUACCCCAUUCGACCCAAGAAACUAUCCAACCCACAUCCAAUUCUUGUCCUAGCCCAGACAAACUAUUUAAUUGCCCUGAUUGUGGCAAAGGCUUUAAGAAAAAAGGGCACCUCCUGCAACAUGGUGUGAUACACUCUUCUGCCCGCCCAUAUGGCUGCUCCACCUGCUCUCGGGCUUUUAAUCGUAGAGAGUCACUGACACGCCAUGAGAAGAUACAUGAGGAAAAGCCCUUCCGAUGUCCUGCCUGUGGUCGUGCCUUCCGUGAGAGCACAUCUCUUCUCAACCAUGCUGCCUCAGGCACCUGCGGCAAGCCAGGUAGGGGACCUAAACAACGGGGCAGCAAGACAGGAACUGAUGAGGACAGAGUCGGGGGAGGGGGUGGAGGAAGGGGGACUUGUCAGAGCAAUAGAGGUGUCAUUUAUGGUAAAACUGAGGAAGAAGAUGGUGUAAUCAUUGUGGGGGAAGGAGAACCAAAACCAGGUUUAGGUUGUGAAGGUUUGUUUCAGUCUGGAAGGGGGGGUAAUUCAAAUGACAGGGAAAGAACAGAUGGUAAAUACCCCACUGACUACUCUCGGAAUCGUUACACAGGCUACCAUGAUGAUCAUCGUUCUCAAGGCAAUCCAUCUCCAUGCUACUCUGGUGCCUCUCCCUGUGGAAGUGGGAUGGCGGGCCCAGCUCUGAGAAAGGCACCCUUGGCCCCAACACUGCAUCCACACUCACAGAGCCACAGCCAGCUCCACCAUCCGCAGCAACAGCCCCACCUGCCCCUUUCUUCUCUACUGGAUGACUCAGAGGAUGAUGUCACUAGCUCUGUCAAUAAUGCAAUCUCUGCUAUAACAGCAGCUAGUAACAGUGGAAAUAGAGGGGAUGAUAGGGGAGACAUCAUAGGAGGUCUGCUAGGUGGUCUUGGUCUAGGUCCUCUGAGCUCACCUUCAUCCACAUCUGGUAUGGAUAAGAAUUUCAGAGGUGGUGGGAGUCAGGAGGCUCUGAGUACCAACCCACAGAAUCCCACAUCCAAACCAAAACGUCCCCGUAAACCCAGAGCCAAGAAAGAUCCUGCAGUUGGGGGACAACCCCCCAAACGUAGGCAAUACACCCCCAGAAUGGGGCCCAGUGGGCUCCCACGCACUCACCUGUGCAGUGUCUGUGGUAAGGGAUUUGCACGUCGCGAGACGCUACGCAGACAUGAUCGCAUCCAUACUGGAGAAAAGCCCCAUCACUGCACAAUUUGUGGAAAGUAUUUCAGAGAGGCUUUUCACCUGAGCAAACAUCAAACAGUCCACUCUGGGGCGAAAAAUUUCAAAUGCAGCAUCUGUGGGAAAGAAUUUGGUUACUCCCAGAGCCUCAGGAGGCACAGCAAGCUGCAUCAGAAAGGGGAGCUGGAAGAGGUGCCUACAACACCAGCUGCAGAAAACCCUAACAGCUUUAACCCAAACCCUCAAUGUAGCGUGGCCCAAGACAGGAGCCAGAACCAAGUACCAAGCACCUCCUCCUAUUACUCUUAUCCUCAAGAUGUCAAGCCUCAAGAUACCAAUCCCCAGGCACAGCCUCCACCCCCACCCCAACCACAACCCUUACCUCCACCUCGACUCUACACCUGUGCUAUUUGUUGGAAAUCUUUCCGCCAUCACUUUCACCUGACGGCUCAUCACCAGACAGUCCAUGAAAGUGGGGGUGAAAAGCUCUUCAGUUGUGAGGUCUGUGGGAAAGCGUUUGCCUACUCCAAUAGCCUCACUCGACAUAAGCAGUCACAGCAUGGCCUGACACGUAGUGAACAGUCUAACCCACAAGACGGCAGCAGUGGGUCUGGAGACAACCGAGGUGGGAGUGAUGUUAAUCAGUCGACAUCAGAGAGUGAGGCUGCCACCAAUGUCCUGCUACAGAUGGCUCCUCCCACAGAAGGCCAUGGAGAGGAGAGUCUGAGUGUUGUGACUCAUAGCCAUCAACAGGCACCCUCACACCAUCCAGCUGGUUACUCUCCCCUUUUUUAUGAUGCUGCAGCAGCUCAAACAUCAGCUUCUAAUGCCCCAUCUUUCUCACAGCCUCUGCCUCCAAACUCUACAAUCAUGCCCCCGCAGCACCCACACUCACCAGCCGGGGUGAAAGGAGAGCACAUAUACCCAGCUGGAUCCCGUAGCCGUACACUUCACACCACAGCCCCAUUCCAGCCCCUCACGGAACUACCUUCCACUGAACAUCAUCAUCUGCAUCACCAUCAUCAUCACUCCCACCAUCAUCCUCAUCAUCUGUCAGGUACCCAGUCCCACCAGCAACUUGGCUGCAGCAUCCAGUUAUCACAUGAUGAAAUGAGACGACACAAGAAGAAAAAAAAAAAGUCCAACAGGACAGAUUGGAGAGAAAAUAAGUGUGAACCCCAAGGUUUAGUCAGAUUUGAUGGAAGUAAAAAGAAGAGAAAAAUUAGUUGUACAAUAAGAGGGCAAUUGAAUAAAAAACAAGGCUCUCUUCGUUUGACAAUUAGGCGUGGAGGAGGAACAGGUGGUGGUGGGUAUAAGCUUGUCAACCCUGGGGGAAUGAAGGUGCAGAUCCUGUCAUCUCUCAAAGUCCCAGUGAAACGUUUUGGCUGUCCAAUAUGCCCCAAUUCUGUGUUCUCCUGUAAAGCGGGACUUCUCGUCCACAUGGCAGUUAAGCAUCCACAAAAAGCCUCCACCGCUCAGGAGCGACUAAGUUGCUGUGUAUGUGGGAAGCAGUCUCACAGGCCUUUGGCAGCCUUCAUUCAUCGGGCCUCCCAUCGUGCCAGAGGGACUUUCUCCUGCCGACGCUGCUCCGCUCGCUUUUGGAAUGCUACACUGCUUCACAGGCACAAGGUGUCCUGUCGCCGUCGUGCUAAAGGAUUGCAGCGAGGAGAUGCCAACAGGCUGAAGCUUUCAAAGAGACCAGGAGAGAGACAGACCUGUGAAGCUCAAGAGGAAAUGCCACUCCUACGGGAACCGUACAGAUACUGAGCAUCUUCACAUAAGAGGACUUUUUCAGGUCUAAAAUGGGAAUCUGAGAAAAAAAAAAAGGGACAUGAAAAGGCAUUUGUUGCCUUUAGAUGAAUUUGUUUCAUGUCUCUGUUGACAUUGUUCUGCUGACUUAUUAGAAUGAGUGUGUUAUCAACUACUGUAGAGCAUCCUAUAAAAUAUCACCACAAAUUCUUCCACUUUAUAUUGGAAGGUGUCUUCAAAGACGUGACUGUUUGCAUAGGAUCAUUAACCCCUUAAGUGCAUUGACACUAUGCUUGGCUGACACUGUGCAGUUACUAGACAAGUUUAGGUGAAAUUACCUGCUAAUGUAUCUCUUUACCCUCUUAACUAGAAUCCCUGCUACACUUUUUUGCUGUAUGAUAAACGUCUCUGCUGUGUACUAUGUCUUGUUGUUGUUCACGUAGAGGCUCUGAGGAUUUUUUUUUUUAUGUAAAGUGCAUUUAUUAGGUUUAGGGACAUGGGGACAAAUACCUUUUGUUGAUAGUUUGUCAGUGCAUGUUUGUUCUCUGGUCAAGUUUUUUGCUGAGGUUGUAAAAUCACUCCUACAGUAUGUGAUGGUUUAUUCAGUAUAUCCCCAGAAGUUUGUAGUGUACAACUUGAUUUUAAAGUAACUAUAUUCCCUAGUGAUUUAAUCACUCAUAGAUAAAAUGUCAAAGUUGCUGGUAAUUAGCAUUUCAAGGAUUCUGUGUCCCGCCAAAAUGAAGAAUCUUACAAAAGCCUUGCUUAUUAUGUUCACUUUACUGCAUUUAUUUGAUAUUCCUAGCUUUUAUACAAAGAGAUUGAAAACAAGUGGACUGUAACACAAUGUUUAUCUCAUGGUAUUUGUAUGCUCUUUUUAGCGGUGAUUAUUUCUACAGUACUUCACAGCGUGUUUAAGACAAGGACCUAUAAUAAUAAUAAUAAUAGAAACUAAUGUAAUAUUCCAUGUAUUUACGUGUGUAACCCAAUCUGUUUUCAUGCCAAUCUUACACUUAACCCCCCAUUUACGUUUUUACUUUUUGCUGAGUUGCAAUCAUACUCUUACUGUCAAACCUUGUUUUUUUUUUCUUUUGAAGAUAAAACAAGCUCAUCUUCAUUCACAUACAAAGUGUUCAUACCCCUGUCAAGCCUCAUUUUAUUUCUUCUAAAGGAAAAUAAUAGUUUUAGUAGAUUUCUAUCACAUUAUUUACUGAGAAGUCAGUAGUUGAUUAUAUUUCAACAAUGAAUAAACCUUAAGUGUAA
Solea senegalensis (Senegalese sole) is the source of this 8759-nucleotide messenger RNA. RefSeq names its product zinc finger protein 865. NCBI's taxonomy places the organism in Eukaryota, Metazoa, Chordata, Actinopteri, Pleuronectiformes, Soleidae. Gene Ontology annotation, biological process: regulation of transcription by RNA polymerase II. Gene Ontology annotation, cellular component: nucleus. The record is from RefSeq and is a predicted model, not a curated record. The transcript is spliced from 2 exons. Bases 2880 to 7517 code for a protein of 1545 amino acids. Gene Ontology annotation, molecular function: RNA polymerase II cis-regulatory region sequence-specific DNA binding; DNA-binding transcription factor activity, RNA polymerase II-specific.